Messenger RNA from Myxozyma melibiosi, 2208 nucleotides. Its product is annotated as kinase-like domain-containing protein. Gene Ontology annotation, molecular function: protein serine/threonine kinase activity; ATP binding. Bases 99 to 2036 code for a protein of 645 amino acids. Lineage: Eukaryota; Fungi; Ascomycota; Lipomycetes; Lipomycetales; Lipomycetaceae. The record is from RefSeq and is a predicted model, not a curated record. The transcript has 3 exons. Gene Ontology annotation, biological process: negative regulation of glycogen biosynthetic process; intracellular signal transduction; protein phosphorylation. Gene Ontology annotation, cellular component: cytosol; nucleus; cytoplasm.
ACAGCAACAGCAACAGCAACAGCAAUAGCAACUACGACUCCGCGCUCUACCAACCGUAUCCGCUUCCCUCGUCCCCUCCGCACUCACCGUUCGUCAACAUGCUGCCUCCGCAGCACCCGCAUGCCCUGCCUACUCCCCCGACGCCGCUUCCGCCUCCUCCACGACUGCAGUUCAGCAAUAUGUCUGGAUCAUCGUCCUCGGCUGGGCUCUCGUCCUCGCCGCCCCGGCCUGCGACGCCGUACAUGCAACUGCCGACGCAGUCCUACUUCUCUGCAAAGCAGACCUACCAGCAGCAGCAGCAAUACGCGCAGUACACAUACAAGUCGCGUCCCAAGCAAGAGUACGCCACUCCCCAGCAACAAAGCUCGCAGCAGUACAACUACAGCAACAACAACUCCAACUACAGCAGCACCAGCAACAACAGAUCAACCUACCGGCCCCCUGCGUUCACUCACCACUUCUACCCCCCGACACCCUCCUCGUCUUCCCCGUCGUCCUACUCGCCUUCCGCCGUCCCGUCCGCAAAGCCAUUCCCCACCUCGCCAUCCAAGCGCGUCAACUCCUCGACCCUGACCUCGCACAAGCGCGCAAAGAUUGCAAAUGACGCGUCGUACUCGACCAUCGCUGCCCGACGCGCCGCGACCGCCGCGCAGCAGCAGAAGCAGGACUAUCCACCACUGCCACAGCAGCAGCAGCUGAAGAAACGGAAGAAAGUUGUGGUGGUGAGCGAGAAGUUGAAUGGGUAUACCUUGAUUCCUGAGUUUGAGGAACGAUACCAGCUCGGCGAUGAGCUUGGAAGUGGUGGUUUUGGAUUCGUCAUGUCUGCAACCAGACAAUCCGACGGCCGCGAGGUGGCCGCGAAAUUCAUCUACCGCUCCAAGAUCCCCUCGCACUCGUGGAUCCACGACCGCGUGCAUGGCAUGCUCCCGAUGGAGCUGUACGUCCUCCUACGCGUCGCCGAGGGCGGCGGCCAUGCGAGCAUCAUCAGGUUUUACGAAUAUUUCCAGGACGAAAUCUUUUUCGUGCUCAUCACUGAGUUACAUGGAACUCCAUGGAGCCGGAAACCCAAGACUCCUGCUGCAGCGCCGAGACAGCCGCUGACCAAACUUGCGGUCGAGAAGAUUCAGAACAUGCAAGCACUCGGCAAGGGCCCCGAGCAGCUCAAAAAGGAGGCCAAGAAUGCGGCAGAGAUGAAGUCAGAUGGUGCUGCUGAUACUGACGCCGAGGGCGAGGCUGAUUGCGAGCUAGACGACGCGGGAUCGUACCACUCGUCCUUAGACGGCGAUUACGUGCCACCGCACUCGGCGUCGUCUUCCGACGUUGAUUUCUCGUCCGAGAUGGAUGUGGAAUAUGACGAAGACGAGGACGAGGAGAGUGAGCCGGAGAGCGAAGAGGAGGAGCCUGAAGUGCGGGUUGCGAUGAAGCGCGACAGUCAUGAUCUGUUUGAGAUGAUUGAGACGCGCAAGAACUUGACCGAGCGGCAAGUUAGGUAUAUGAUGCGACAGAUUGUGAAUGCACUUUGGUACCUUGACAGUCUAGGCAUUUACCAUCGCGAUAUCAAGGACGAAAACAUCUUGGUCGACAACACCCUCACCGUCAAACUAAUCGACUUUGGCUCCGCCGUUGUCCUCCCUCCUCUGACGACCCCUCCCUCACCCCCCCACUCGUCCUUCUCCUCCUCGUCCCCUUCCACCGCCGCCGGCCGCACCCCGCGCCCUCUUCGCGCCCAAUUCCGCAAGUUCUACGGCACCCUGCAGUACGCCCCCGUCGAAGUCCUCCAAUCACAACCCUACGACGCCGAAAAAUCCGACGUCUGGGCGCUCGGUAUCCUGAUCUACACCUGUCUCACGGGCCAAACCCCCUUCCGCUCGCCGGACGACGCGAUCAAUAAGCAGUGGGAUCUGACGUCGAAGCGCAAGGACGUGAGUCCCGAGUGCCUUGAUUUUCUCGGGAUGUGUUUGCAGAAGAACGCGGCGAGGAGGGGGUCGAUUGAUGAUCUGGCGAGGAGUCGGUGGUGGCUGGUUGAUUUGCCUUGAUGUUUUUAUGAAUUUGGCAGGAAAAUUGCUUUUUGUGCUGUUUGCUUUUCUUUAGUGUUUUAGUUUUAAUGUAUCUUCUAUGUUGAAGUAAUGGGCGUUCAAUAGUAAUAUGGUAUGGUUUAGAUAGAUGGAGUUGAUCCCAGUAAUCAAAAAGACUAUAAUACUACUACAA